GUUCCUUUGUCCCAUUGGCCUUGAAUGCAACAUUAAUCUGGCACAAGGGGCACGACAACAUGGCUGCCGCUGCGGGCCGCUUCUACGGAGAAGGAGGCAGAGCAACAAAACGACAGAAAACCGAGGACGGAGGCAUGACAACGGAGAGCUACGAUGAUCCUCAUAAACCUUUACCCUCCCCGGUGGUGCACAUCAGAGGCUUGGUUGAUGGCAUUGUGGAAACUGAUUUGGUGGAAGCAUUGCAAGAGUUUGGGACCGUCAGUUCUGUGGUGAUGAUGCCCAAGAAGCGCCAGGCCUUGGUGGAGUUUGAGGACAUGAAUGGAUCCUGCAAUGCUGUUACAUAUGCCGCUGAGAACCAGGUUUACAUUGCAGGCCACCCUGCCUUCAUCAACUAUUCCACGAGCCAAAAGAUCUCCCGGCCAGGAGACUCGGACGACACACGAAGUGUGAACAAUGUCUUGCUGCUCACCAUCAUAAACCCCAUCUACCCCAUCACCACGGAUGUGUUGUACACCAUAUGCAACAACUGUGGUCCUGUGCAGCGGAUCGUCAUCUUCAGAAAGAAUGGUGUCCAGGCCAUGGUUGAAUUUGACUCGGUCCAAAGUGCCCAGAGGGCCAAAGCCUCGCUCAAUGGGGCUGACAUCUAUUCUGGUUGCUGUACACUGAAGAUUGAAUAUGCUAAGCCGGCACGGCUAAAUGUCUUCAAGAAUGACCAGGACACCUGGGACUACACAAAUCCAAACCUAAGUGGCCAAGAUGCUGACGGUGAAGGCAAUUGGAACAAUUCACAAGACCCGAAUGCAAAUCCCAACAAGCGUCAGAGGCAGCCUGCUCUACUUGGAGACCACCCACCUGAUUACGGUGGCCCUCAGGGAGGCUAUCAUGGGUACAGUGAUGACAGCUACGGGCCUCCCCCGCACCGCAUGGGGCCGGGUAUGGGCGGACGCGGUCGUGGUAGUCAGCGUUAUAGCGCUGCAUACGGGCCGCCGCCCUCCGAGUACGGCCCUCACGCUGACUCGCCCGUACUUAUGGUAUAUGGUCUUGAGCCCUCCAAGAUCAAUGCUGACAAGGUCUUUAACAUCUUCUGCCUCUAUGGUAAUGUGGAGCGGGUGAAAUUCAUGAAGAGCAAACCUGGAGCCGCAAUGGUGGAAAUGGGUGACUGCUAUUCUGUGGACAGGGCCAUCUCUCAUCUUAACAACAACUUCCUUUUUGGACAAAAACUCAACGUCUGUGUGUCCAAGCAGCAAGCUAUCGUGCCAGGACAGAGUUACCAGUUAGAAGACAACACCAGCAGCUUCAAAGACUUCCAUGGUUCUCGCAACAACCGCUUCACAUCACCAGAGCAGGCAGCCAAGAACCGAAUCCAGCACCCCACCAAUGUCCUACAUUUUUUUAAUGCACAGCCUGACAUCUCUGAGGAGAUCUUCAACCAGGUCUGCGAUGAAUUAGGAAUUAAGAGCCCUUCAAGUGUGAAACUGUUCAGUGGAAAGAGUGAGCGAAGUUCAUCAGGGUUGCUUGAGUGGGAAUCUGUUAAUGAUGCCAUGGAAGCCCUGGCAAUGAUGAACCAUCACCAGAUGAAAAACCCCAGUGGGCCUUACCCUUAUACUCUGAAGUUGUGUUUCUCAACCACCCACCAUGCCAGCAGCUAAAUUACAACUGCUUCAAAAAAUGUCACAUUUUAUUUCUUUGCUUAAACUAUAAUGUAGUUCUGUUCUUAUGUCAUAUUAAAAUGUUCACUCAUUAUUGACAGAAGUAGAAUUGUUGUUUUAUAUUUUAAGUGAUGACAGUAUUCCCUUUUUUCCCAAUGUAAUAUCAAGACCCAAUCUGUAAAUUCAGCCCUUGUUUUUAAACAGAGGGAACUUCACUUUGAAACGUAAACAUCCAUAUGUAUGUAUUGGCAAACAGUGUAAUGAGCAAAUUGUAGUUUCCUGAUUAAAAAAAUACAUAUGUUGUCAUUUGAUGGGGUAAUUAUUAAUGUUGACGUUUUAAGAAUAAAUAAAACGAGUGGAAACACUGUGGAGGUUC
Hippocampus zosterae (dwarf seahorse) is the source of this 2025-nucleotide messenger RNA. It is a transcript of the gene hnrnpl, whose product is annotated as heterogeneous nuclear ribonucleoprotein L. Lineage: Eukaryota; Metazoa; Chordata; Actinopteri; Syngnathiformes; Syngnathidae. The coding region runs from base 60 to 1649 and encodes 529 amino acids. The transcript has 14 exons. Gene Ontology annotation, cellular component: nucleus. Gene Ontology annotation, molecular function: mRNA binding. Gene Ontology annotation, biological process: regulation of RNA splicing; mRNA processing. The record is from RefSeq and is a predicted model, not a curated record.